Molecule: messenger RNA, 6789 nt
Organism: Panthera uncia (snow leopard)
Lineage: Eukaryota; Metazoa; Chordata; Mammalia; Carnivora; Felidae
Gene: ARID1B
Product: AT-rich interaction domain 1B
Exons: 22
Coding region: 46-5679 (1877 amino acids)
Biological process (GO): positive regulation of DNA-templated transcription; regulation of transcription by RNA polymerase II; chromatin remodeling
Cellular component (GO): SWI/SNF complex; nucleoplasm; brahma complex
Molecular function (GO): DNA binding; nucleosome binding
Source: RefSeq, a predicted model, not a curated record
GCGGCGGCGGGGGCGGCGGCGGGCGGCCAGCAGGCGGCCGCGGGCAUGGGCUUGGGCAAGGACAUGGGCGCCCAGUACGCCGCUGCCAGCCCGGCCUGGGCGGCCGCGCAACAAAGGAGCCACCCGGCGAUGAGCCCCGGCACCCCCGGCCCGACCAUGGGCAGAUCCCAGGGCAGCCCAAUGGAUCCUAUGGUGAUGAAGAGGCCGCAGUUAUAUGGGAUGGGCAGUAACCCUCAUUCUCAGCCUCAGCAGAGCAGCCCUUACCCUGGAGGCUCCUACGGUCCCCCAGGGCCACAGCGCUAUCCAAUCAGCAUCCAGGGUCGGACCCCAGGGGCCAUGGGAGGAAUGCAGUACCCACAGCAGCAGAUGCCGCCUCAGUAUGGACAGCAAGGCGUGAGUGGUUACUGCCAGCAGGGCCAGCAGCCUUACUACAACCAGCAGCCGCAGCCCCCGCACCUCACCCCGCAGGCGCAGUAUCUGCCGCCCCAGCCCCAGCAGCGGUACCAGCCCCAGCAGGACAUGUCUCAGGAAGGCUAUGGAACUAGGUCUCAACCUCCUUUGGCUCCUGGAAAACCUAACCACGAAGACUUGAACUUAAUACAACAAGAAAGACCAUCAAGUUUACCAGUUGAAGUCUUGACCUCGGAGGAUACCGCCUUUGGACUCAAGGACCUGUCUGGCUCCAUUGAUGACCUCCCCACGGGAACGGAAGCCACUCUGAGCUCAGCAGUCAGUGCGUCUGGAUCCACGAGCAGCCAAGGGGAUCAGAGCAACCCUGCUCAGUCGCCUUUCUCUCCACACGCAUCCCCCCAUCUCUCCAGCAUCCCCGGGGGCCCGUCGCCUUCUCCUGUCGGCUCUCCUGUGGGAAGCAACCAGUCACGAUCUGGCCCAAUUUCUCCCGCAAGUAUUCCAGGCAGUCAGAUGCCUCCUCAGCCACCUGGGAGCCAGUCAGAAUCCAGUUCCCAUCCUGCCUUGAGCCAGUCACCAAUGCCACAGGAAAGAGGUUUUAUGGCAGGCACACAAAGAAACCCUCAGAUGUCUCAAUAUGGACCUCAACAGACAGGACCAUCCAUGUCGCCUCAUCCUUCUCCUGGAGGCCAGAUGCAUCCUGGAAUCAGUAGCUUUCAGCAGAGUAACUCAAGUGGGACUUAUGGUCCGCAGAUGAGCCAGUAUGGACCACAAGGUAACUACUCCAGACCCCCAACGUAUAGUGGGGUGCCCAGUGCGAGCUACAGCGGCCCAGGGCCCGGCAUGGGCAUCAAUGCCAACAACCAGAUGCACGGACAAGGGCCAAGCCAGCCGUGUGGUGCUAUGCCCCUGGGACGAAUGCCAUCAGCUGGGAUGCAGAACAGGCCGUUUCCUGGAAAUAUGAGCAGCAUGACCCCCAGCUCUCCCGGCAUGUCCCAGCAGGGAGGGCCAGGAAUGGGGCCACCGAUGCCAACCGUGAACCGUAAGGCACAGGAGGCAGCUGCCGCAGUGAUGCAGGCCGCUGCAAACUCGGCACAAAGCAGGCCACCAUACAUUAGGUCGCCUGCUUAUCCCAGCCAGUCUGGGGCUGGCGGACGCCCCAUGUUUUCUUCCCAGCACCCCAACUAUGGCAACUCUCAGGCUCCCAUGAUGCACCAGCCUGACCAGUACGGGCAAGGCAGUUUCCCGGGCAUGAACCAGAGUGGACUUAUGGCUUCCAGCUCUCCCUACAGCCAGCCCGUCAACAACAGCUCUGGGCUCAUGAACACCCAGGCACCCCCCUACAGCAUGGCGCCCAAUAUGGUGAACAGCUCAACAGCAUCUAUGGGUCUUGCAGAUAUGAUGUCUCCUGGCGAAUCCAAAUUGCCCCUGCCUCUCAAAGCAGACGGUAAAGAAGAAGGCACUCCACAGCCCGAGAGCAAGUCGAAGGAUAGCUACAGCUCUCAGGGUAUAUCUCAGCCCCCAACCCCCGGCAACCUGCCAGUCCCUUCCCCAAUGUCCCCCAGCUCUGCUAGCAUCUCCUCAUUUCAUGGAGAUGAAAGUGAUAGCAUUAGCAGCCCAGGCUGGCCAAAGACUCCAUCAAGCCCUAAGUCCAGCUCAUCCACCACCACUGGGGAAAAGAUCACAAAGGUGUAUGAGUUGGGGAACGAGCCGGAGAGAAAGCUGUGGGUCGACCGAUACCUUACCUUCAUGGAAGAGAGAGGCUCCCCCGUCUCCAGUCUGCCCGCGGUGGGCAAGAAGCCCUUGGACCUGUUCCGGCUCUACAUCUGCGUCAAAGAGAUCGGAGGUUUGGCACAGGUUAAUAAAAACAAGAAGUGGCGUGAGCUGGCAACCAACCUAAAUGUUGGCACUUCAAGCAGUGCAGCGAGCUCCCUGAAAAAGCAGUAUAUCCAGUACCUGUUUGCCUUUGAGUGCAAGAUUGAGCGCGGGGAGGAGCCCCCGCCGGAAGUCUUCAGCACCGCGGACACCAAGAAGCAGCCGAAGCUCCAGCCGCCCUCUCCUGCGAACUCAGGGUCCUUGCAAGGUCCUCAGACCCCCCAGUCAACCAGCAGCAAUUCGAUGGCAGACGUACAAGGCGACCUGAAGCCACCUACCCCGGCGUCUACCCCGCAUGGACAGAUGACCCCAAUGCAAGGUGGAAGAAGCGGUACAGUCAGCGUGCACGACCCAUUCUCAGACGCCAGUGACUCAUCGUUCCCAAAACGGAACUCCAUGACCCCGAGCGCCCCGUACCAGCAGAGCAUGAGCAUGCCUGACGUGAUGGGCAGGAUGCCCUAUGAACCCAACAAGGACCCCUUCGGUGGAAUGAGAAAAGUGCCUGGGAGCAGUGAGCCCUUUAUGACUCAAGGACAGAUGCCCACUAGCAGUGUGCAGGACGUGUAUAACCAGAGUCCCUCUGGAGCGCUAUCCGGUCUGGGCAUGGGGCGGCAGCAGUUUCCCUACGGAGCCGGCUACGACCGAAGGCACGAACCUUACGGGCAGCAGUACCCAGGCCAAGGCCCUCCCUCAGGACAGCCGCCAUAUGGAGGACACCAGCCCGGCCUGUAUCCACAGCAGCCGAAUUACAAACGCCAUAUGGACGGCAUGUAUGGGCCUCCGGCCAAACGCCACGAGGGAGACAUGUACAACAUGCAGUUCGGCAGCCAGCAGCAAGAGAUGUAUAACCAGUACGGAAGUUCCUACUCCGGACCGGACAGGAGGCCCAUCCAGGGGCAGUACCCGUACCCCUACAACAGAGAGAGGGUGCAGGGCCCCGGGCAGAUGCAGCCGCACGGGAUCCCGCCUCCCAUGAUGGGCGGCCCCAUGCAGUCGUCCUCCAGCGAAGGGCCUCAGCAGAGCAUGUGGGCGACGCGCAAUGAUAUGCCUUACCCCUACCAGAACCGGCAGGGCCCCGGGGGCCCGGCCCAGGCCCCCCCGUAUCCAGGCAUGAACCGCACGGAUGAUAUGCUGGUACCCGAGCAAAGGAUCAAUCACGAGAGCCAGUGGCCUUCCCACGUCAGCCAACGUCAGCCUUAUAUGUCCUCUCCCGCCUCCAUGCAGCCCAUCACGCGCCCGCCUCAGUCAUCCUACCAGACGCCUCCAUCACUGCCAAACCAUAUCUCCAGAGCCCCCAGCCCCGCGUCCUUCCAGCGCUCCCUGGAGAGCCGCAUGUCUCCCAGCAAGUCUCCCUUUCUGCCCUCUCUGAAGAUGCAGAAGGUCCUGCCCACCGUCCCCACGGCCCAGGUCACGGGCCCGCCCCCCCAGCCACCCCCAAUCCGAAGGGAGAUCACCUUCCCUCCUGGCUCAGUCGAGGCAUCGCAGCCAGUCUUGAAACAAAGGCGAAAGAUUACCUCAAAAGAUAUCGUUACUCCUGAGGCCUGGCGUGUGAUGAUGUCCCUCAAGUCCGGUCUUUUGGCUGAAAGUACAUGGGCUCUGGACACCAUUAACAUUCUCCUGUACGAUGACAGCACUGUCGCCACCUUCAGUCUCUCCCAGCUGUCCGGAUUUCUGGAACUUUUAGUAGAGUACUUUAGAAAAUGCCUAAUUGACAUUUUUGGAAUUCUUACGGAAUAUGAGGUGGGAGACCCCAGCCAAAAAGCACUUGAUCACAAUGCGGGGAAGAGAGCUGACGGCCAGUCCUUGGCCGACGAGUCUGGGAAAGAGGAGGAGGGCACCGAGUGUGUGGACGAGGAGGAUGACGAGGAGGACGACGAGGAGGACGACGAGGAGGAGGACGACGGGAAGACGGAGACCGAGGAGAAGAGCAGCGCGACUCUGGCCUCUCCCAACGCCACUGCGGAUCCGAAGGAGAAGCCCAGGCAAGCUAGCAAGUUCGACAAGCUCCCGAUAAAGAUAGUCAAAAAGAACAACCUGUUUGUGGUCGACCGAUCUGACAAGCUGGGUCGUGUUCAGGAGUUCAACAGCGGACUUCUGCACUGGCAGCUUGGUGGGGGGGACACCACCGAGCACAUCCAGACUCACUUUGAGAGCAAGAUGGAAAUUCCUCCUCGCAGGCGUCCACCUCCCCCUCUGAGCUCAACCGGGAGGAAGAAAGAGCAGGAAGGAAAAGGCGAUUCUGACGAGCAGCAAGAGAAGAGCAUCAUCGCAACCAUCGAUGACGUCCUCUGUGCUCGGCCGGGGGCGCUGCCCGAAGAUGCAAACCCUGGUACCCAGACCGAGAGCGGGAAGUUUCCCUUUGGGAUACAUCAAGCCAAAAGUCACCGGAACAUCAAGCUGCUGGAGGACGAGCCCAGGAGCCGAGACGAGACUCCUCUCUGCACCAUCGCGCACUGGCAGGAUUCCCUGGCCAAGCGCUGCAUCUGUGUGUCGAAUAUUGUCCGUAGCUUGUCUUUUGUGCCUGGCAAUGACGCCGAAAUGUCCAAACAUCCAGGCUUGGUGCUGAUCCUGGGGAAGCUGAUUCUCCUUCACCACGAGCAUCCAGAGAGGAAGCGAGCGCCGCAGACCUACGAGAAAGAGGAAGACGAGGACAAAGGGGUGGCCUGCAGCAAAGACGAGUGGUGGUGGGACUGCCUGGAGGUCCUAAGGGACAACACGCUGGUCACGUUGGCCAACAUUUCCGGGCAACUAGACUUGUCUGCGUACACAGAAAGCAUCUGCCUGCCGAUUCUGGACGGCUUGCUGCACUGGAUGGUGUGCCCGUCGGCAGAGGCACAAGACCCCUUUCCAACCGUGGGACCCAACUCUGUCCUGUCGCCUCAGAGACUUGUGCUGGAGACCCUCUGCAAACUCAGUAUCCAGGACAACAACGUGGACCUGAUCUUGGCCACGCCUCCAUUUAGUCGCCAGGAGAAAUUCUACGCUACGUUAGUUAGGUACGUUGGGGAUCGCAAAAACCCAGUCUGUCGAGAAAUGUCCAUGGCGCUCUUAUCGAACCUUGCCCAAGGGGACGCGCUGGCAGCAAGGGCAAUAGCUGUGCAGAAGGGAAGCAUCGGAAACUUGAUAAGCUUCCUAGAGGACGGGGUCACCAUGGCCCAGUAUCAGCAGAGCCAGCAUAACCUCAUGCACAUGCAGCCGCCGCCUCUAGAACCACCGAGCGUGGACAUGAUGUGCAGGGCGGCCAAGGCUCUGCUGGCCAUGGCCAGGGUGGACGAGAACCGCUCGGAAUUCCUUCUGCACGAGGGUCGAUUGCUGGAUAUCUCGAUAUCAGCCGUCCUGAACUCUCUGGUUGCGUCUGUCAUCUGUGAUGUACUGUUUCAGAUUGGGCAGUUAUGACAUCAGUGAGAAGGCAGCAUGUGUGAGUGAAAACUAGAGGCUCCCGUAUAACUGGCUGUUUUCUGUUCUUGUUUAUCCAGCGUAGGAAGAAGGAAAAGAAAAUCUUUGCUCCUCUGCCCCAUUCACUAUUUACCAAUUGGGAAUUAAAGAAAUAAUUAAUUCGAACAGUUAUGAAAUUAAUAUUUGCUGUCUGUGUGUAUAAGUACAUCCUUUUGGGGUUUUUUAUUUUGUUUUUGUUUUUUUUUUUUUUUUUUAACCAAAGUUGCUGUCUAGUGCAUUCAAAGGUCACUUGUUGUUUUUCACAGAUUUUCUUUUUAAUGUUCUUUUCCAUGUCGUGUUGCAUUUUUGGGGAAGCAAAUUGACUUCAAUGAAACAAAUUGCGGCGAAAGAUGCUAAGAUGGGAAAAUUUCACCACACUGAGGCAAAAAAGGUGAAAAAGUGAUCAACUUCCUAGGCAUGUCAUUCUUCAGAUAAUGAAAAAAACAAAACAAAACAAAACUGUAUCCCAUCACCCAAAGCUCUGUGCAAUAGAAACUACUUCUAGAGAUGUAGGAACAGGGGCUCAAGGAGGUGUGUCAGUCAGUAGUCAGACGAUGAAAUGAUACUGGUUUCUCCACAGGAAAAUGGUUCCAUUAGGCUACGCGCAAAAACAAUGUCGUUUGAAGUUAAGAGUGAAAACACAUACCUGACAGCGAUCAACGGAAAUUGCUUCCUCACCACUACCGUCAGUCGUGUCUGCCGUCUGUCGUUGGACCUUCCACGUCCAACGUUCUUCACAAUUCCUUUAAUCAUUUUUUAAAUAUUUUUUUUUUUUACUGCCUAUGGGCUGUGAUGUAUAUAGAAGUUGUACAUUAAACACACCCUCAUUUUUUCUUUUCUCUUUUCUUUUUUUCUGGUUUUUUUUUUUUUUUUUAGUACAAAGUUUUUAGUUUCUUUUUCAUGAUGUGGUAACUACGAAGCGAUGGUAGAGUUAAAUAAUUUUUUAUUUUUAUUUUAUAUAUUUUUUCAUUAGGGCCAUAUCUCCAAAAAAAGAAAAAAAAGAAAAAAUACAAAAAACAAAAACAAAAAAAAAACAAACAAAAAAAAGAGGGUAAUGUACAAGUUUCUGUA